CUGUCGGCACUCGCACGCCCGACCACUUGAGGCUGGAGAGGCAAAUCUCCUCCCGCUGAGGGCGACAGACAGAAGGACCUUCCGCCGCCCCAGGGGUGGUAGCAGCAGCAGCAGCAGCAGCAUUCCCGCCCACUCCUUGCUCGGCCGCCUCUCGCCUCCUGCUCCUCCAGCCGUGGGAAGAGCAGCAGCGCCAUGCUCCGGAAGAGGGGCAGCGGCCGCCGCCAGGACGAGGGCGCUGACUCGGGAGCCGAGACUGGCGGGUCGGAAUACAGCCGUGUGUCAACUUCUAGCAGUGAACUUUCUUUGGAGGAUGUAGAGGACCCUUUCCUUGUCAGCAUACACAUCAUUGCAGAUCCAGGAGAAUCCAGAGCUCUGCAACAAGCCAUUGACAGCCUCUUGGCGUGGAUCCACCCAGACCUUCAGCUUUUCCGGGUCUCAGAAAGACGGAUACCAAGGAAGCCUCGGAAAUCUGGUGGUCAGGCUACAGCUUCCCAGCCAGCCCUUGCGGUCAUUCUCUUUCUGCAAGAAGAAUAUGACGAAGAGCCAAUCCUGCAGCUCCACGAGUCCUUUCGGAGGCCACCCUGGCGUUUCCACCACACGGAGCGUGUGCAUGGCAAUUUCCUCCCUUACAUGCCAGGCAGCCAGGAUUUCUUCACCUUGGCGCAAGGGACUCCUUUGUGGGCCAUCCGCCCAGUGCAUUAUGGGAAGGAAAUAAUACGCUUUACCAUCUACUGCAGGAAUGAGAACUUUGUAGACAUUAUGAGGAUGUAUGAGUUGAUUUUGAAACGACGGGUUUGUCAAAAAAAGGCAGACUUUUGUGUGUUUCCUGUCUAUUCUAAUGUGGAUAUAGAUAUUCAGUUCUCCUUAAAGAGGCUUCCAGGAGGUCAUGUGCCAAGUCCCACAGAAUCAGCUGUGCUGGAAUUCCGAGUGAAAGAUAUUGGGCAGCUUGUCCCUCUCUUGCCCAAUCCCUGCAGCCCUAUUAGUGAAGGCAGAUGGCAAACUGAAGAUCUGGAUGGGAAUAAGAUCCUUUUGCAGCAAACCUGGUAUAAGAAGAGUGUUAAGCAGAACAGGUUUUGCCAGUCAUCCAAAAAACUUCCUGUUGCAUCACUGCCAAGUGCCGUUCCCCAUAGCGGCAGAUCGAUUCCUAACAAAACCAGUAAUCCCUCAAGACCAGUUAAUUCAACCACAUUUCACCUUGCCAGUCAGUGCUUUCGUCUUUCCCACCAAGACUUGAGAAACUACCACCAAGAACACUUUUGCGGAAGAUCCAGCAGUGGCUCAAUCCGCUCAGGUUCAUUCCAGCGAAGCAAGUCUCUUGUCUGCUUGCCCACAAGUUCUCCCCUGGCCUUGGAAUCAUUUCAUUUUAGUGAGCCAAACUCAUUAAGCACUUUCUCUUCUGGGCACAGUACAAGAACCCGAGUGAACAUUGAUGACUUGGAGGGCGUUCAGGAGACUGAUGUAGACACAGGCAUGAAACUUGCUUUCUCUGAUCUGUCUGUGGUUUCAGCUUAUUCAGUUCCUUAUGGUUUCAGUAAGAAUAUGGAAGGAAGGACAAAGUGUGUCACACGGGAGUGGAGUGUUAAUAGAUUUAAGCAGGCUGGCCUUAGAGGAAGAUCCCAUACAGCUAAGUGCAGCAGCCUCUGUGAUUCAUCUUCCAGCUCCCUUCCUUUUCAUUUCCAUUGGUCUUCCGGCUCUUCUGCAUCGCCUUCAGCUUCUCCUUCAGCACCUCAUGUUGAGAUAAAAUGGUUGCCCAGAGGAACAUUUUUUACUUUUGAUGACAGCAGAACUACUGGUGGUGGAAAAACUAAUGAAGAAGAAUUUUACAUCUGAACUGUCUGUUUGUGUGUGUGAGAGAGAGAGCUUUCAGCCCUCAGCUGACCACCCUUGAACUGAUGUGAGAUCAGAAAUACGGCAGUGAUAUUCCCAAAAAAUUUUUGUCCUCUUUGUUCUAUAAUGUAUGUGAAGUUAAAAAAUUUGCUUUUCAUCUCUCUCAAUCAUUUCCUCCCCCCCCCCAUUGCCCUUUCUAAAUUAAAAAGUCUAGAACACCCUGAGAAGAGGGGCUGGCAA
Molecule: messenger RNA, 2067 nt
Organism: Hemicordylus capensis (graceful crag lizard)
Lineage: Eukaryota; Metazoa; Chordata; Lepidosauria; Squamata; Cordylidae
Gene: FAM124A
Product: family with sequence similarity 124 member A
Exons: 4
Coding region: 193-1830 (545 amino acids)
Source: RefSeq, a predicted model, not a curated record